Molecule: messenger RNA, 2226 nt
Organism: Lytechinus variegatus (green sea urchin)
Lineage: Eukaryota; Metazoa; Echinodermata; Echinoidea; Temnopleuroida; Toxopneustidae
Product: scavenger receptor cysteine-rich domain superfamily protein-like
Exons: 9
Coding region: 452-1939 (495 amino acids)
Cellular component (GO): membrane
Source: RefSeq, a predicted model, not a curated record
ACGCCACGAAAAAGGGAGUGAGGUUGCAGUGUUUUGUGAGUGUGUGUGUUUGCACUGUGCGAUAGCUUCAUCGCAGCCAACCCAUUCCCGCUUCUGAUUAACAUCAACAAGAAUUGAGUGCCUGGAUGCGAGUUCUACACACACACCCACCAUUAGCUGGAUGUUGCUUUGAUAUUCUAACAAUCUAUUAGGUUCGCAACUAAUUCUCGUUUUCUGAAUUCACGACCCACAAUCGAGCUUCAAGAAUUUCCUACCAGCAACAAUCGCUGCAAAAGCUGUCGUUGUAGGAUUCUCUGGAUAUCGUCGCAAGCCAGGCGGUUGUUUUUGGAUUGCGCGCUCAUUACAGAGUGUGCAGAAUACAUCGCUGGUGAAAUAGAUUGGCAGAAAUCAAAACAACCAGGUUACUUCUGUGGUUGAACAUCCGGGACUUUUUGGAAACAAUAUUAGGAUUAUGGCGCACGGUGGGAUCUGCAUCCUCCUGGUGGCUUGGGUGAUGUCAGCAAGUCAUCUUUGCUUGGUAACAUGCACCGAAGAGGGCGCCCUUCAGCUAAUCGAUGGUGAAACUGGUUUCCAAGGAAUCUUGCGGAUAUUCCACAAUGCAGCAUGGGGAACGAUCUGUGCAACCGGCUGGGACUUCAACGCAACUCAAGUAGCAUGUCGGCAACUAGGAUACCCCGGGGCAGCUCUUUCGUCUAUCCCGUUUGAUAUUGUGCCACCAAGCGGUGAUGUAUGGCAUAAUAAUGUUAAAUGCCGAGGAAACGAGGAGACAUUAGAGGACUGCCAAAGCGAAGGAAUGGUCGCCAGGACGGACUGCCUUCAAGGAGCAGGUCUCGUAAAAAUACAAUGUCAAGUAUCAAACUACCUAGGAUGUAUUGCCGUGGAUGACGGGUCGCCCGCCCUCACCGGCAAGUCCCAACCCAAGGAUCCUGACGACCUCAGUGUUGUUUCAUGUAUAGAAAAAUGCCGCAUGGGUGGCUUCCAGUAUGCCGCGGUCCAAGCACCAUCUUCCUGUGACUGCGGGACGUAUGGAGAGAAGCCUGCCGAAAUGGGAGGGGAGCACCUCGAAAAAUGCAACCUCUCUUGUCCUGGAGGGGACAUGGAGAUAUGCGGUGGUCCAUCCCAUGCCAGCGUAUACGACGUUAGCCAAGGAAGUUGUGGAGGCAAGACGAUGGGUAAGAACAUCAGCAUCGUCUCCCCGGGGUUUCCAGGGAAGUACUCUGCUGGCUUCACCUGUCGUUGGGAGGCCACGAUCACAGGGAACUCCUUUACCACCGUCAGGAUGCCUGUUCUGAGCCUCACCGGCGGUGAUAAAGUGGUCAUUACCCAAGGAGGGGAAACUCGUACAGUGGUGGCAGAGGAUACUUUUGAAGAGACUGUAGUUGAAGGAGUUACCAAGGUGACCGUGCUCUUCACGUCGGAAGCUGACUCGGCAGGGGCGGGAGGGUUCAUGUUAACGUUCACAGAUGACAGUUACUGCCCUCCUGCGGAAAUUACCAAUGGUAGUCUGCUGGUCGAUGACGUCAUGUAUCGGCCAAGGGAUAUAGUCGAAGUGCAGUGCGACCCCGGCUUCAUGCCCUAUCGUAAAUUUACCACAUGCUCAAAGUCAGGCGAUUGGUAUCCAGAGCCUCGGUGUAUUGUGUACAAUAAAUGGAACUCCUGGGAAUUUAGAAGAACGAUACUAUUUAUUUCAUUGAUUGCUGUAUGCGUCUUAUUCUUGAUGUUCAUGCUGACUAUAUGCUAUCUGUUGUGUGGAGACACUAAAAAGAAACAUGAUGGCAGAUAUUACGGGAUCAACACGGACAGUGGAGAGCGGCAUACCCAUGACGGGGAGACCAGCCCGAAGGAGGAGUACAAGGCGGUAGGAAUGGAGGAUGCAGGAGACAUAGACGAGGAGGGCCGAGAAGCAGUCAUUCCGCUAGCUUCUGAGGUCGAUGUUUAGUGUUUGUAUAGCGAGGUGUCAGCUUCUCGGCGACCAUGCUUGCGCGCCAAUGCAAACGCUCAGCUUGCUAUCUGGCUGAAACAGCAUGAGUUCACAAAAUGUGCUUUCUAUUAUUUUGUCAUGGUUUAUCUCGGACCAACUAGCUCACCCGGAUAUUAUUCUCUUCGGAUGACGUUCUGGAUAGCUGGCCGUGAUGGUCCAUGGCCUAUGUAUGUAAGUUGGUCCCGGAGUACGAGAUAUGACAGGUCAUGUUAAAAGUAAAUUUUCUCGUAUGGUGGUGUGCCGUC